AAGCAGGGAGAGGCGGAGGAGAAACGAAGAGAGAGAGCGCCCAACCCUGUACACGGCAACAACACACCGAGAGAGAGAGAGAGAGAGAGAGAGGGAGAGACUUUACUGGUGAAGAAAGAGGAAUAGUCGACGCCGUGGAUAUGAUCUAAAAGAGUAUCCGAAGAGGCAAACAAUACAACUUUCUCCCAAAUAGCAAAUUGAUUCAAAAAGGUGGAAAACUGCCAAAAAGAUUACUAUUAUUCAAAUUCACCCCACCCGAUCAACCCCCCCCCCCUCUGCACCCUAGCUACCGAGAUGCACACGGAGACUCGAAGCAAGAAAUGCCAGUCGAGUCCUAAGAAGGCCAGCAGUGGUGCCACCUCCCAGUCCCAACCACAUCCAAAGGUGCCCCAACCCAAGAAGGAGCCCCAACCCAAGAAGGAGCCCCAACCCAAGAAGGAGCCCCAACCCAAGGUUCCCAAGAAGGAACCCAAGACCGAGCCCCAGACCCAGGUGGAAGAAGAAGACAUGCCCUCAGUACACAUCAAACCAGAACCAGAAGAGGUGGAGUGCACGCAGGCUGAAGUGGGUGAGGAGUUUCCCCAGCCUACAGACCUGAAGAUCAAGACAGAGAAGACCCAACCUGAGUCUCCCCCUCCCCUCUGCACAGCCACAGACAUGACCAUAGACACAACCACAACAGACACACAAGACGACUCCUCCCGCCCCUCAGAGGACCAGACAGAACCUGUCGACCUGUCACUUGGCAAGCCACGCCCCUCCCUGCCCGUUUCUACACCGUCCACCACAGCCAACCCCGCCCCCAGCUCCGUGGCGCCGCCCACACUGUCGGCAAACCACAUCCCUACGGUAACCAUUCUAGACACCAUGAUGCUCUCUCCCGGGUCCAUCCUAGCAUCCACCCAGGGGGCAGGCGGUCAGCAGAUCCUGCAUGUCAUCCACACCAUCCCGUCGGUCAACAUGCCCAGUAAGAUGGGCCAGCUGCAGACCAUCCCCGUGGUGGUCCAGUCUCUGCCCUUGGUCUACACCACCAUGCCCACGGACGGGGUGGCCACCGCUGCCAUCACAGUGCCCCUCAUCGGGAGCGACGGGCGCUCUGAGGGAUCCGUGCGUAUCAAGCCUGGCUCGGCGUCCCCAGUGGAGUACCAGAGUGACAGUGAUGUGGAGAGUGGGACAGAGUCGGGCUCAGCUUCCUUCAGUACACCGGGACUGGACACAGGGUCGGGCGUAGACAUGGACAUGCAGGUGGAUCCUGAUUCGCCGGAUAUGAAGAGGAGGCGUGUCCAUAUGUGUGACUAUGAUGGCUGUAACAAGGUGUACACCAAGAGCUCACACCUUAAAGCCCACCGCAGGAUACACACAGGAGAGAAGCCAUACCACUGUACAUGGGAGGGCUGUACCUGGAGGUUCGCCCGGUCAGACGAGCUGACACGACACUUCCGUAAACACACGGGCAUCAAGCCCUUCCGCUGCACCGACUGUGACCGCUCCUUCUCCCGGUCCGACCACCUAGCCCUGCACCGGAGACGCCACGUCAUGAUGUGAACCAUGACCUCUGGCCCCUGAUCUUUAAACCCUUCCCCCUACUACCAUCCCCCCCCCCCCCCCCCCCCCCCACCCCCCCGGGUACUCAACUGAAACUCAGAAGGGAGGGGCUAAACCCUGAAUGGUCACUUCCUGUUCCUGUCUCUUUUCUCUCCUCGUCCUCUAAUUUGAACUGUGGGUCAUCAUGGAGAUCAGGAAAUGAAAGAGGUGGAGAACACAGAUUGCAAAGUAAAUGAUGAGAGCAGUUCAUUGUUGUUAUUUGGUUGCCCAGCACCUGAAGGGGGAGUCCACCACUCUUCACAGCCACUCUCACCCCAAUGCUUACCUUCUCAUCUCUCCCUCACACCCCACUCAGUGUGACCAUGGCAUGACACCAUCCUCCUCUAUGGCUUCCUAUCCUAUCCUGGACUGAGAGAGAGACAGAGAACGGACUUUGAAAUGAUGCAGGGAUGCCUAAACCAUACACUCAGCUCUGAGGAAGAAGAUGAGGGAGGAAGAGAACGGAGAGGAGGUGAAGGGGGCGGGGAAGGAUAUGUGGCUUUUGUCUUGUUUGUUGAUUUCAGAGGGGAAGAUACUGUAGAUACCUUUACUGUAUUUUCCUUCUCAACUUCUGUGAUCCUGCAUUGUGUGUGUGUGUGUGUGCGUGCGUGCGUGCGUUAGUGAAGCGUGUGCUAUUUAAAGACAGUUGAAGAUGCAUAAAGUCCUUUCCUCCAUAUUCUUCCCGAGCAGAGUUCGCAGACCCCUCGGAGUGUGUGGGGUAGAACUGUUCUAUUCUAUCUAAUUCAACCCCCCCUCCACUCCCCCUUCCCCUAAAACAGGGAGCUACAAGACUGUGAAUUUUUAUUAAGAUUCUGUUUUCCUCCAUUUCAAUCAGAAAUGAAAUCAUGUUCACUUGCCCCACAUUUUUAACUUGUUUGUUCAGUAACAGUAUUUGUUGUUUUAAAAAAGGCCUUUUUUCCUUCUUCUCCUUCCCUCCUUCUCUUUGCCAGUGAAUGGCUCUUAACAGAAUAACAUCCCUUUUUUUUGUAUAUUUCAAAUCCUUAGAUUGUGUUUGAGGCUGUGAAAGUAUAAGAAAAAAAAGUUUGAGAUUACAAAUGGAACUCUCGCAGGGAUCUAGGGGAGCUUGUGUGUGUGUUUUUUGCGUGUCUAUGGACGUGUGUGUGUGUGUGUGUGUGUGGAACAAAUAAUCAGAACUGAUGAUUUUAGAAGUGUGUGUUUGGGGCAGCAGAGUGUUACCUCUUGCUCGUCGGCGCCUUAAUGAAUCAAAGUCAAUCUGAGAAACUCUGGUUUUAGAAACGCGCAUUUAUUUUGGUCUUCAGGGUUACCCAGGAAACGGGGUCUUAUCGCCCUGACGACAGGUCACGAGGCACUCUCUUUUUUGUUACAAGCAUUUCUACCCAGACUCAGAUCAGGGCUUGUAUUUACAGAGUCACAGAGUAAGAUUUUUGAUCUAGGAUCAGAUCUGCCCUUUCCAUACGAUCUUAUUCAUUAUGAUCUAAAAAGGCAAAACCGAUCCUAGAUCAGGAAUUUACUGAUCUUCAUGUCUUAAGCUGGCUGUUUUUAGCUCCUGCUCUCUGGGUUCACUUGAUUAUGCAACUUCCACAGACCUCACUCCUUACGCUGUACUGGGGUCAGUGGAUAAGUAUGUGUUGCUAGUGGAACAUACAAAGAGCUCACUCCAAAGUGCUGUUAUGGAGUAAGUAGCAACAUACAUCUUGCUACUGGGACAUACACAGAUCUUGCUCCUAAGGGCUGUACUGAAGCCAGUGGCUAAGUACGUGUUGCCACUGGAACGCACAGCUCCUGUGGUACUAGUGCUGAGUGAUUAACUGAAAUGUCGGUUAUUUUAAGUUUUUCAAACAACUAAUUGACCAACAUCAGUUCAAUUAUUUAAAUUCCAUUGUUCCGUUUUUUUUUCAGUGAGCUCAUUGCACAGUUUCUGUACAAAUAAAUCAGAUAUAGACUGAAAUGUUUGAUGUGGGAGGGAGUUGUAGUUUCAACAGGGCCAAUAUUCCAAAUAGUUUAGCUCAUAAAACGCGGUGAAUAACUACAAUGACCAUAAUCCAUUGCGCAUCUACUUGUCUGGUCUAUGUUUUCUUUUACGCCAGCUAAAAAGAAGAAGAAUGCGUGAUCGUGAGAGGAUGCAGAGAGCAGCUGUUGGUUCGCAAGGUAUCUGUACCUGCAAAUACAUGAUCUAAGUGAUUGAUAGUUGGUAUUCAGCAGUCAUAAAAUAUGCGUUAUUUACUUUGAAGCACUACUAAAAUAGUGAUUUUGUCAGACAGCAGGCAGCAGCUCAAUAGAGAUGAGAUGAGUUGGAAUGAAAUACAAAUACAAAACUACACCUCCCUCCUACAUCAAACAGUUCUGGCUGUAAAGUCAUCAAAUAAAACAAAUGUAAUAUACACAACAGCUGAAAUAUUUGAUUAAAGUAAAGUGAUGUGAAUAAAUGUUGGUUAAUAUAAGUGAUGCACAGUAAUGGGCAGUCACUACCUCCAUGGGACUUUUGUUAUUUGUUUUGUCCUGUGUUAUUACAGCAUUCAACCCGCAUAAUGCAUAGUGCAUUUAAUGUUUUUUUUUUUUUUAAAUCAUCAAAACCGCGAUUAUAUUUGAAUAGUUGAACCCGAAACCGAACCGACCUCAAAAAGUACUAAUCGCUCAGCACUAUGUGGGACAUGCAUACAGAGAGGGCAUACUUGAGGACAUGUAAAACAAAUUGUUUGGCUGUCUCGUUAGCAGUCGCAGCAGCCAUAAUCAUUUCAAACGCUAGCUAAAUAAAACACGAGCGAAUUGUAACAUCCCUUUUCUGUUGACAAUUUAAAAAACUAAAUGCAGAUAAUGCUUGUCUGACUCUGAGCCCAGCCUUGGUGUGAGUUGAGUUGAGCGCAUGCCGGAAGCAGCGAGAGAUCUUAUUGGUCCACACAGAGCAAUGCAAUGUUCCUAUGAGUUUCUCUCAUUCUCUGCUUCGACUCCUAACAAUGAUACUAAGCACAUCUUUCUAGAAGAGUAUAUGCAUUUGAUUGCAACUUGUUUUGUUUUGUAAACUGUUCAUAUUAGAUGUUAAGGACUAUGAGAAUAAUGAAAAAGAAUAAGAAGUGUACAUUCUGUAUAUAAAUCAAAAAGCAAAAUAAAUGUAACAGGUGGAGUUCUAUUUUUAACACUGACUAGACAAUGUGAAAAUAUCAUUUGUAUUUUCUUUUCUCCUCUGUUGGAUGGAUUUACAAAUGAAAUGUGUAUAAAAAGUUAAAUUCCUUCUUUACAAAAAAAAUCCCCCAAAAUCGGUCCCUUUUGUGUUGUGCUCACUGUUGUUGCAUGGAGAGUAGCAUUUGUUUUUGUGAAGUCGGUGAGCAUGUCGGUGUGAACAUGGUGCCCUAACCUAACAGUUAUGAUGACCUGCAACAAGCACUGAAAAAUCUGAAGAACCGUCUCGACCAUAUCCUUAUCCCAAAAGUCACCCUAUUCCCUACGUAGUGCAUUACCUUAGGGUUCUGGUCAAAAGUAGUGCACUAUAUAGAGAGAAGGAUGCAAUUGUGGACACACCCCAAUGCUGAAAAACUGAUAAUGUGUCAUAUCUGUUGUCGUCGGUCAAACCCACCUCAAUGCAUAGACAUGGCAAUGCCAGUGAUAUACAAUACAAGACACCAACUCAUCCAUAUGAAAUAACAUCAGAAUAAUUUUUUAUGUACUCCAUAUACCACAAAGAAAACCAUCCAGUAAUACAUCAAUACACCACGAUAGUGAUGCCCUUGACCAAGAACAUGCAUCUAUGGUUCAGACUUGGCAGCAUACAACUGAAGACUUCAUGACCAUCUGCUCCUUACUGUAUCUGAACAAGCACGUUUAUCCACUAUUCGCUAGUCACCCAUCACUUCUACAAUACGGCACCACAUAAUGUAAGGGUAGAUUGAUUGAUUGUGUGUGUGUGUGUGUGUGUGUGUGCGCGCGUGUGUAUUACUGAGCGUGUGUGAGUGUGCUUUUUCUUAUCAUUAAUCAAAACUCUUUAAGAAAUCAUAAUUUUAGGUAUUUUUUAUUGAAUGCAGUAAUUUAUGGGCCAGUACUAUAUUACUCAGUGCAAUGCAGUUAUCGUUAUAAUAAUACAAGUCAUUAAUAUUAUUUCUUUUGUAUUUGUACAGAACAAAUGUGUAAAGAUCAGUGAGGAAAACGUGAGCUUUUUGAUACUGUGAGAUGUUGUUUCAUUAAGUCAGUUUCCCCCUGUACAGUUGUGAUUUACCCCACUCCUUUUAUAGAAUAAAAUGUUUUUGGUUCAGA
Molecule: messenger RNA, 5811 nt
Organism: Oncorhynchus mykiss (rainbow trout)
Lineage: Eukaryota; Metazoa; Chordata; Actinopteri; Salmoniformes; Salmonidae
Product: Krueppel-like factor 8
Biological process (GO): regulation of transcription by RNA polymerase II
Molecular function (GO): DNA-binding transcription factor activity, RNA polymerase II-specific; RNA polymerase II cis-regulatory region sequence-specific DNA binding
Source: RefSeq, a predicted model, not a curated record